UAAGAGUUAUUCCCCUUAAAGGAAAUACGUGCGCAUGCGUAUUUACUCCUCUUCCAUUGCCGGCGAACAGGGAACGGAGAUCUGAAAAAAUGGGCGAUAUUAAAGUAGGAAUCAAUGGGUUCGGCCGUAUUGGUCGUUUGGUAUUUAGAGCAGCCGUGGAGAAGGGAGGUGUAACUGUUGUGUCCAUCAACGAUCCCUUCAUUAGUCUUGAAUACAUGGUGUACAUGUUCAAGUAUGACUCCACUCAUGGCAGGUUCAAGGGUGAGGUAAAAGCAGAGGGUGGAAAACUGGUUGUAGAUGGAAAAGCUAUCACUGUACACAGUGCGAUGAAGGCAGAAGAGAUUCCAUGGGGAGCUGAUGGAGCUGAGUAUGUUGUAGAAUCAACUGGAGUGUUUACAACUUUGGAUAAAGCUAAUGCUCAUUUGAAAGGCGGAGCAAAGAAGGUAAUUAUCUCUGCCCCCUCUGCCGAUGCCCCGAUGUAUGUGAUGGGUGUAAAUGAGGAAAAAUAUGACAAAACAAAUACCAUUGUCAGCAACGCAUCCUGCACCACAAACUGUCUGGCUCCUCUGGCUAAAGUGAUCAAUGACAAGUUUGGUAUUGUUGAGGGUCUGAUGACCACUGUGCAUGCUUACACUGCCACACAGAAAGUUGUGGAUGGACCUAGCAUGAAGGACUGGCGUGGAGGCAGGACAGCUGCACAGAACGUAAUUCCAUCUUCCACUGGUGCUGCUAAAGCUGUCGGAAAAGUUAUCCCUGAACUCAACGGCAAGUUGACUGGUAUGGCAUUCCGUGUACCUGUACCGGAUGUGUCUGUUGUGGAUCUGACAUGUCGACUCAAAAAUGGGGCUAGUUAUGAUGCUAUCAAGGCUGCUGUAAAGGAAGCCAGUGAAGGACCAUUAAAGGGCAUUCUAGGAUAUACUGAGGAGGAUGUUGUAUCUUCUGAUUUCAUUGGUGAUACACAUAGCAGCAUCUUUGACGCCAAGGCCGGCAUCUCUCUUAACGACAACUUUGUUAAACUUGUAUCAUGGUAUGACAAUGAGUAUGGUUACAGUUGCCGUGUAGUGGAUCUGAUCAAACACAUGAACGGAGUAGAUAAAAAGUAGAUAAAUCUUAAACAAGGUCAACAUGAUAGAUUUCUACACAAUAUCUAGCUAGCACCAGAAUGUGCACUAGGAAUAGACUUUGACCAUUGCAUUGUAUUCUAUCAUUAAAAGUUACGACAGAAAUUUGCAUUUAAAUUUUUAAAUCGAAGCAUAAUAAUCGAUCAGAGAUUUUUUGUUAGUGAUAAAUGAAAAUUUUAUGAACAACUUCUGUUUUUAGUUUUAAGAAUGAUUCAAUUUUUCAAAAGUAGUUACAUUGGAAAGUUAAAUCAGUUUGAAUCUUAGUAUGUUUUUAUUUUCAGUUUUUCAUACACCUUCGUUGUUGUGUAUUGGUAUUAUUUAACUACUCAUUUUAUGUGUAUUAUAUUAUGUAUGUUUUAGAAGCUUCAUCCAAGGGUUGAAAAUGUUUUUGCUGUUUAGGCAGUAUAGCAUUUAUACACUUGAUGUUCUUCUUCCCAAGCCAGGUUAUAGUGCUAAAAAUAACCAUUUUAGGUUACUGUCUGUUGUAUCGGUAAAGAGGCAGUGUUAUUGAAUAUAUACAUCCAAAUCUUGCCGUUACAUAGACACUGUAUGUUGUGUUAAGUCUUCUAUGUAUUGAUGACCAAUUUCUUUGUGAUGCUUAAUUUUGAUACAACUGCCGAGCGAUACAAUAAUCACAGACUCGGUAAUACCCUAUAUGUCAGCAAUGACUCCGCAUAAUGAGAAACGAACUUUAGUACAGCACAAAACAGUUUUUUGAUUGCUGUUUUAUAAAAAUAAAAACAAUCUUGUGGUGUUAGUACCUAGUACACAGGCGUCGAUUCAUUCAUCAUAGUCAAAUAUUUUAAAAAUUGAGCUUUAAAAAGAAUUUUGUCGUCAGUGGUAUAAAUGCUGGUAUAACUGUGUUGUUCACAGUCUUGUUGCUGACUGAGAACUUGAUGAUGUUAAACACUCUUAAGUGAAUGUGUAUGACAGGUGUAAUGUCUAUAGGUUUCAUCAGUAAAUAAACAAAAGCUAGAA
This is a messenger RNA of Mercenaria mercenaria, 2099 nucleotides long. RefSeq names its product glyceraldehyde-3-phosphate dehydrogenase-like. The transcript is spliced from 10 exons. Bases 90 to 1103 code for a protein of 337 amino acids. NCBI's taxonomy places the organism in Eukaryota, Metazoa, Mollusca, Bivalvia, Venerida, Veneridae. Gene Ontology annotation, biological process: glucose metabolic process. Gene Ontology annotation, molecular function: oxidoreductase activity, acting on the aldehyde or oxo group of donors, NAD or NADP as acceptor; NADP binding; NAD binding. The record is from RefSeq and is a predicted model, not a curated record.